UGCAUUUCACAACAGUAUUAAAAAAAUCGAUAAUACAAAUUACAAAAAAAGCUUAUAGACUUAUAAUAGUUUUAAAAGGCUUAAAUUGUCUAUUCUUUUGUUGGAUGAUUUCUUUUUGUUGUAAUGAUAUUGUUUUUAGGUUUAUUCCAGUAUUGCUGUGUUGUCAAAAUUGACCACAUUCACUUUGAAUUUGCUGAGCACUGAAGUUAUAAGGAAAAAAUUAUAAAAUCCUAAAAUCAAGAAGGAAUAUUUUCCAAGCUGGUCAAGCAGUUAAAAAGAAAAAAUAUAUAUAUGCAGUUCAAACAAGACAUGUUUUUGGAGUUGCUUGUAUGGAAGUAAAACAUAGGUAUAUAAACUAUAUUCACUUUCAUUAUUCGACUUAUUAAAAAUAUUUUUUAAUUCAGAAGAAAAACAAAAAGAUUACUUAUUCAUUAUGGAUUGUAAAACUAAUCAAAAAUGUGAGCAAAAGAGAACUUCCAUUGGAAAGUUAGUUCCGAAGAAGAAAAUGUCGGAAAAAUUUCUUAUGGAACAAAUAAAAAAAUAUACCCCGGUUGUUGUUUUAGAAAGAAUGUCUCAAGAGGAAAUUUGUUCAAUUACCAAUUUCAAAACAGACACAAAUAGUUUAAAGAAGAAACCAAAAGCCAUUCAAAACACACCGACAAAGACAGGUCACCUGAAAAAGAAACGAUCUCAUUCCAAGGGAGAUUGUUCUAAUGCUAAACAAGAUGAAUUAUCUCCAUGUUCAAAGAAACAAAAACAGCUUGAAUGCUCAGAGACAUAUGAAGAAUUUAUGAUGUUGGUAGAUCGGAUAUUUGAAGAUGUUGAUUUUGUCGAUGACUUUAGCCCAAGUACUUCAGCAAUUUCCAAUGCUCAUAUCAAAGAACUCUGUAAAUUGACAGAAAAUCUGAAAAAAUUAGACAUCACUGAUUCCAUUCCUUUAGAAAAGCUUACAAAGCUGUUGAUGGUAUUAGAUUGCAACCUAAAAAGUAGUAAUGACAUCGUGCUGAUAUCCAGUUCUAGCGAUACAGUCAGAGAAAAAGAUUUAAUCAAUAAAAUAAUGUACGAAUCUUACUUAACGGGGCUAGAUUGUUCUUGGUGCAUCCUGCACAUUCUUACAUCGCCACGAAUCGACCAACGGCUAUUUGUUGAAGAAAUUAUUGACCGCCUAAUUACAUUUGGUAAAUGCCAAUUGAAAUAUUUAGUAGUGCUUGCUGCAAACAAAAAACUGAAACUGCAACAUCAGAAAGGCCUACAGAAUUGCAAUCUAUUGUGUGAAUUAAUUGACAAUAAAAUAAUGACUGACACAAUAAUUUUAAAAGCGUCAUCAUUAGGAGUAUCUAUUUUUUUCAGCGAACAGGAAACGAAUCAUUUACUUGUAAGUUCAAUGAAUUUGUUGGUAUUGAUAUUUUCAAAGUAUGAAAAACAUAGAAAGCUAAUUUUUGAAGAAGUUUUAUCAUCAGUGACUAAAUUAGCCGAUAAAAAAACUCCAGCUGAAAAUAAAGAAAAAUUUACUGAAUUAAUCCUUCAUCUAUGUCAGAGUGUUGCGAAUUCAGAUAUCCGUUUGGAUUACACAACCGCUAAAGUUAAAAACAUUUUUGAUACGGAUAAAAAUUUAACAACAUACUUUUUAACUACUUUUUUAGAAAAGUGUAAAACUCAACCAGAAAAUAAUUACAUACCAAUUUUUAACUGUUUUGUACAACAACUAGUUUUAAACAUAAAUAAACUAGAAUGGCCUGCUGCAGAAUUCGUGUUAAGUAUUUUAGGAUUAAUAUUGGUCAAUUUUGCUUCCAAACAUAGUGAAGUUCAUUUUAAAGUGAUGUGCUUGGACUACUUAGGAUCCAUAGCGGUCAUGUUGCAAAAGGAAGCGAUAAAAUAUGAAUCGCUCAAGACUCGUAUUUCAAAAAUAAUUUUAUUGAUACAGGGCAAACCAGAAACCAGUGGAAUCGUGAAAACUGAUCUACUCGAAGAGGCAAUAUUGAGAUAUUAUAAAUCAGCCAAAAGCACUGGCUCUUUCUUAAAGUUUGCUCAAUUUUUCACUAUUGUACAGUGGUAUAAUGAAGUAUAUCAAGAAAAUUUUGCACCUCGGAUAGUUCAUGAAAAAGUUCAUAUUCCCGAUUUGGAUUACAAUUCUGCUUCUACUCUCUUAUAUCAUUUUAACUUUAAAAGACAAUUUUUUCACAGUUUUGACCUGUACUUGAAACGAAUUGUAACUGUACUCAAGGAUCAUUCUGUUUUGAUUCGCACAAAAGUUAUUAAAGUACUUUCAUUAAUUAUAGAUGAAAACCCUAAUAUUCUAGAUGUCCAACACGUCCAACUGGCUGUAAAAUAUUCUUUAUAUGACUCGUCCAUCUCAGUGAGGGAAGCUAUUUUGGAUCUCCUUGGAAAGUUCAUUUUGAAAAACAACAAAUUCAUAGAUAUAUAUGUGGAUAUGAUUAUGUCAAGAAUUCUUGAUGUCGGUUUAAGCGUGAGAAAGAAAGUCAUUACAACAUUGAACGAAAUCGUUUUGCAUAACCUCGAUCUACCAAUCAUACCUGAAAUUUGCAAUAAAAUAAUAAAGCGGAUAAACGAUGAAGAAACAAUUAAAAAAUCUGUGUUAGAUUUGUUCCAACAGAUCUGGUUUUCACCAGUUAAUUUAGAAUCGAACACUGUUCAAAAAAGAGUCGACCAUAUGGUAAAAACAGUCAUGGAAGCAGACAUGUUUGAACUUGAACCCUUUGAAAAUUUAUUAGAAAAUUUAUUUUCAUCGAGUGAACAAACUACAAAAACGAUGAUUAAUGUAGCAAAGCAGAUGAUCGGUAAGCUGUUCGAGAAAAGUGAAACUAACGAUUUAACAGCAAAGACGACAUGUUUUAUUAUUUUGCUAAAGUUUGCAAAAGUGUGCCCAAAGCUGUUUAUACCUUACAUUGAAACUCUCCAUGCUAACUUACUAUUCAGUUGCCAAACAUUAGAAGGGCAGACGAUUGUUAAAUGUGUAGCAAAGAUCCUAGAGUUAGUCAUACCUUUAAUCAAAAACCCUGAUUUGUCAUUAAUAUCCUCUUUAGAAAAAGACUCAACAAAAUUGAUUCUCAAUCAGGAACCGAAAAUCAUAUACAGCUGCAUGUCAUUUCUCUCAACAAUUAUCAAUAAAGUUUCUCACAACUAUGCUUUAGUAGUAGAGAACUUUGAUUCGUUGUUCAAAUACAUUAAAAAUUAUAAAAAACUUUUGGAUUUUGAAUUGAAGAAAUCUUCCAUGGAUCAAUGCAUAGACAGGUGGAAACUGAAAUUUAGUCGUACAGUAUUGUCAAUAGGGCUGUUUCUACAGUUUUUUGAUUUUGAUAAUGUAGAUUUACUAAAGGAUAAAUUCCCUCAUGACUUGAUAGAUAUAGUAUACAGUUCAUUUAUAUUUUUUAUAAGAAAUGAUAGUGAUUCAAUUUUAUUCACAUUAAAAGCAUUCGGAGCCAUUUGUAUCCGUUAUACUAAGUUACUGCUAAAAGAAGAUUUGAAGUCAAUAUAUCACAAAACUCUAAUUGACGGUGAGACACCGCUUAAUUUAAAAAUACAGGUAUUACGAAACAUUGGAUCAUUUAUUACUGAAGUAGACAAUAAAAUGGCUGACAAAGAAAAAAAUUGGUUAAAACAAUCAAAAAAGGAGAAUCUAAAAGAGAUGAAUGACUUAGAAUCGGGAAUCAGCAGUACUGUGCUUCAAUUAUAUUUAGAAGACAUUUUCGUCUCCCUCAAACAUGCACAUUCAGGUGUUAGAUAUUGGGCUUUUAAAAUUGUCAAAGUGGCAGUGAACCAAGGGCUAGUUCAUCCCUUGCCAUUGGUCCCGUAUAUUAUCUCUAUGACUGUAGAAGAAGGGGUUGAAAUUCGAUCGAAUGCUGAACAAUUAUUAGCAGAAAUAGAGUCAAAAUAUCCAGGAUAUGUUCACAUGAAAGUUCAAAGCGGAAUGAAAUUAUCUUACAAACUGCAAACUUUCUUACAAACUCAAGUAGUUCGAGGCUACAAAACUGUCAACAACGAGCCUGUCGCUAUGAACAAUUAUCUGUACAUGCUUUUAGAAAUGUACAAACAUAGAAGGUCACUACUUCUGACUAUAAUCCGAGAAUUUGAACCGGAUAGAAAAAACAGCUUGUCAAAAUUGAUUUAUUUCGCUGAUAAUUUGGGCCAUUUUACUUAUAAAACGCAAGACGAUGUUUUAUAUGUUUUGCAUCAAAUCAAUGUUUUUAUGUCCGUACACGGUUUAAAUUUGAUGCAUGCCUAUAGCGAUUCCUUCACACUGCAUAAUGCAAAUAUUGACGACGAAGAUACUGACGAUGAAGAAACGAUCAUCCAAUUGAUACCAAACGAUCUGACAAAACUUCGAAACGUCUCAGCCAGUUCAAAUGGAUGUCAUUUAUUGCUAAGCAUUAAAGAACAUUUGAAAUUCGUUUACGGCUUCAGUGAUAAAAAAAUUGCAAAUUACUCGCUGACCAAAACCAGCAGAACUAAUAAUAUACCUGCUGUGAAAAAGCAUUUGCGUUUAUUUCAGCCGAACCCCAUUUUGCAAAAAUUAUUCAUCGAAGACAGCACUAACUGUAUGGAAGAUGAAGAAAAGUUAUAUUUGGCAAAACAAUACUUGGAUUUUAAAUUUCUAUUAAUGAAAUAUGAUUUGAAAGAAUAAGGAAUAACUUUUAUCACAUGAAAUGUUUCAAAAAAAUCAAGUUUUAUCGCGACCGAUUUCAUCUCAAGGAAGAAAAACUGAAGGCAUUUAUUUUGUUUCAAGAACUUUAAUAUUUUACAAGCUCUAUUUUAUCUCGCACAAAUACAUGAAAUAAUGUAACAUAGUUGACAGUUGUUAAAUGAAUUUGGCCAAUUUAAUAUAUUUGUUUUAUCCUU
This is a messenger RNA of Cimex lectularius (bed bug), 4857 nucleotides long. RefSeq names its product nipped-B-like protein A. NCBI's taxonomy places the organism in Eukaryota, Metazoa, Arthropoda, Insecta, Hemiptera, Cimicidae. Gene Ontology annotation, cellular component: Scc2-Scc4 cohesin loading complex. Gene Ontology annotation, biological process: regulation of gene expression; replication-born double-strand break repair via sister chromatid exchange; establishment of protein localization to chromatin. The transcript has 2 exons. The coding region runs from base 434 to 4642 and encodes 1402 amino acids. The record is from RefSeq and is a predicted model, not a curated record. Gene Ontology annotation, molecular function: chromatin binding.